This is a messenger RNA of Xyrauchen texanus (razorback sucker), 4179 nucleotides long. RefSeq names its product MAP kinase-activated protein kinase 5-like. Gene Ontology annotation, molecular function: calcium-dependent protein serine/threonine kinase activity; mitogen-activated protein kinase binding; calmodulin binding. The record is from RefSeq and is a predicted model, not a curated record. Gene Ontology annotation, cellular component: cytoplasm; nucleus. NCBI's taxonomy places the organism in Eukaryota, Metazoa, Chordata, Actinopteri, Cypriniformes, Catostomidae. Bases 593 to 2008 code for a protein of 471 amino acids. The transcript is spliced from 14 exons. Gene Ontology annotation, biological process: peptidyl-serine phosphorylation; negative regulation of TOR signaling; protein autophosphorylation.
GAAUAGCGGCAGCAAAAGGACCCAUUUCAUAAAAACUUAUUAUAGUUUUUAGACUCUGUGGUACUUUACAAAAAUUGUUUGAUGCCGGCGAGUCGAGCGAAAAUUGUAGAUUCAAAGGGAUCAGAGACACAUAAUAGUACGUGCAAUGAAAGCAAGAAAUAUCAUUUCUGAAAGUUAGCUUUAUAGCUAGCUUUCCCUAUUCAGACAGCCGUACAGGAAUUAACAAAUUUUUCUUCCGUAUAAGAUGUUGGCCAAACGCAUGUUGAACUUGUGUUGGUAGCUAACUCGCGUCUUUUAUGUGCUGCUGUCCUGUUGAAUUUUAUUCAUAAUACCAAAAGCAUUUAAACUGGUAUGUCAUACCGAGGAGUUUGAAUGUUUCUUAAAGUUAACUCUAGUUAAACAUCCAAUUUGGACAAAGAAAUACGCUGAAAUUUAGUGGGUUAACAGUUCAUCAGCCAACAUGAACAUUUUAUACAAGCCGGCAUCUUAACUCGACUUGAUUAAACACCACCUUGAAGGCUUGUUGAAAACCUGUUCGAGCCUGUUGGAGCAAAAGAGUGCAGAGCGCUGUGAAGGUGUCACCGUGAAAAUCAUGUCCGAGGACACCAACGUGGACAGGUUCAUUAAGGAGACGUCUAUUUUGGAAGAGUAUAACAUCAACUGGACACAGAAACUUGGAGCUGGAAUCAGUGGUCCUGUGAGGUUAUGUGUGAAGAAGUCAACACAAGAACGAUUUGCUCUUAAGAUCUUGAUUGACAGACCGAAAGCUCGCAAUGAGGUGAGACUUCAUAUGAUGUGUGCCUCUCACCCACACAUUGUUAAAAUAAUGGAGGUGUACGCAAACAGUGUACAGUUUCCACAUGAAUCCAGUCCAAGGGCAAGGCUAUUGAUUGUCAUGGAGAUGAUGGAAGGUGGCGAGCUGUUCCACAGAAUCAGCCAGCACAAGCACUUUACAGAGAAGAUGGCCAGUCAGGUCACAAAACAGAUAAGUCUUGCUUUGCAACACUGUCAUUCAUUAAAUAUUGCACACCGUGACCUGAAACCGGAGAACCUGCUCUUCAAGGAUAAUUCACUGGAUGCCCCUGUAAAACUUUGUGAUUUUGGUUUUGCCAAAAUCGACCAAGGUGAUUUACUGACGCCACAAUUCACGCCUUACUAUGUAGCACCCCAGGUGCUGGAGGCACAAAGACGCCACCAGAAAGAAAAGUCUGGAAUUAUACCUACCUCACCCACCCCUUAUACAUACAACAAGAGCUGUGACCUGUGGUCCUUGGGGGUGAUCAUCUAUGUAAUGCUGUGUGGAUAUCCUCCAUUUUACUCCAAGCACCAUAGCCGCACCAUCCCAAAAGACAUGCGCAAAAAAAUCAUGACUGGCAGCUUUGAAUUCCCUGAGGAGGAGUGGAGUCAAAUAUCUGAAAUGGCCAAGGACAUUGUCCGCAAGCUACUUAAAGUCAAGCCAGAGGAGAGGCUAACCAUAGAGGGAGUAUUAGGCCAUCCCUGGCUCAACUGUACUGAGGCACUGGACAAUGUGCUUCCCUCUGCUCAAAUGAUGAUGGACAAGGCAGUUGUGGCUGGGAUUCAACAGGCCCAUGCUGAGCAACUGGCAAAUAUGAGGAUACAGGAUCUCAACCUCAGUCUAAAGCCACUCAACUCAGUGAACAACCCCAUUUUGAGGAAGAGAAAGCUACUUGGCACCAAACCAGGUGAUGAACUUUUCUUCAAUGAUCCAGAGAAUGAGGCAGAGGACACCAACGUGGGUCUGGAAAAACUAAGGGAUGUAAUAGCACAGUGCAUCUUGCCACAAGCUGGCGACAACGAGGAUGAAAAACUGAAUGAAGUUAUGUAUGAAGCAUGGCGCUUCAAUCGGGACUGCAAGCUUCUCAGAGAUGGAUUGCAAGCGUUAAGUUGGGAUGGUAGAAAUUUUUCAGACAAAGUAGAUCGCUUAAAAUUGGCUGAAAUUGUGAAACAGGCCAUUGAAGAAAAGACCAAUUUACAAGACUCCCUAUAGCCAACACUGUGUGUUCUAUAUCCUUUUGUACUGUUUAUUAUAUUUUUUUUUAUUUUAUUUUUUUUAUUGAAGUGCAGACCAUUUUCCAUGGUCAUGCUGCAGGCUGUUGUAUAUCUGUAGGUAAAACAAAGUUGUUGUUGGUAUUUGUUUGCUUUUUAAACUACAGUAAAGAAACACUGUACAGUAUUAUGUUAAAAAUACUGUAUUUUCAUUUCUGAAAAUAUUGAAAAGUGGGAAAACCAAUCAGUUUUUACCUGCUGAAAUGGAAGGGAUUACACAAUAUGUCAAUAUAUAUUUAUGUCUAUUUUCUGUGUUAAAUCAAAUCAAAUUGAAUUGACUUGAAACAAUACAUGAAACAAUGUCGCUUAAACAAGAAAAUAUAGUUAAGACAAUGGCGGGCAUUAAAACAUUGAUGUACUGUAAUGUGCGAAGUAAGAGAUAAUCCACAGCUAUAAAUAAUUUUAAUGCACAACAUGGAUCCAAAAAACACCCAACACAACGUUUAAAUUGUUUAAAGCACACUUAGCCUUGGAUUAUCCCACUUACACCUUGGUCACUUGCCAGCAUUUAAAAGUUAAAGCUCUCAUUAAUAUUUGUAAAAUAAAUUUGAAAGAAUAAAUAUAAGGGUUGACUUUAUCUACAGGUGAUUAGAUCUAGAGUUUUGCCCACUCUAAAUCAGACACAGAGAUAAAGUAUUGCAAUAAGAUUACAUUUAUUUGAAUGAAUUAAAAAGCUGUAUGAAUAAUUUUUUUAUUUUUUUCGGAUAUCAAAAACGGGGAAUUUAAAUGCGCAAUCCAGAAUGUCCUUGUAAUAGCCCCAGAAUGUAGAAGGGUUGGCACUCUUAAGAACAUGUAAUGUUUAAUUUCUAUUCAUUGUCGUUAUCACAUUAAUGAGGGAAAAACAGCAUUACAGAAAUUACAUCUCUCUGAAAAAUGACAUUACCCUUGUAAAACUGGCAACUUAAUUAUGAGGGAAAACUAUCUAAAAUGCUUUGAUCCUGCAGACUUUGACCUUUGAGGCAUCAGUAUGGUAUCCAUUAAGGCUGCAAUUUAAGAUUGAUAUGGUGAUACGUCCUUGCAUGAUUUACUCGCAAAAUAUAAGCUUCUCAUUUCUGCCUUUUGCACCCUUUAAAAAAUUGGACCCAUUUACUUUGACUGUAAGUGCCUCACUGCAAGCUUGAUUUGAACUUUUUUUAUUUUUUUUUUAAGAAAAGGAGGGACAAGUUGAAAUUUUUAUUUUUGUGGUUAUCAAUAUUAUGCCACAAAUGUUGUUGAUUUGAUCAUAACUUGUAUUGAACCCAAAAUAUUUCUUUAAGGUGGACAGCAGAGUAGGUUCAAUAAUAUAGAACAGUGAUUCAAACUGACUGGAACGGAGCAUUAAAUUCUCAUUUCAGCCAAUCAGAAUCUAGUUUUCUGAAAGACCAUUGGAUAAAUUGAGUAGUGUAUUGUUUGGGCUAGAGAAUUGCAAGAAAAUUUAGUUAUAUUGUAAAAGCACUGCAUUUCCUAAUUUAUUAUAUAAGUUUAACAUUAUGCUACACAAGUGUAGACAUGCAUUGAAAUUAAUCAAAUUAGUUCCUUCUCAUUAAUAUCUUGGAACUAUCAGCUCCAAGCACUAGUCUGAUAGAUCUCUGUCAACCAAAAAUAAAAAUUUCUGCAUGAAGAUAUAAUAUGCAUAAGCAAAUGUAAUUAAAUGAAAGUAUAUCACAAAUGUAGUAUAAAUGUUGUCACUAAAGUUAAAUAAUAAAUUGAUCAACUAACCAAAUAUUUGUGCAUUGUUGGAGUGUCAUGCAGUUUGGAUAGCCAACAUGCCCCCCACAUGCUAAUUCUGCUUUAGUGACAUGUUGAUUCGUUAAAGAACAAAGCAAAUUCAUAAUUAUUACCUAACUUAUACAGCAAUAGAUAGUUUUACCUGCAUUCAACAUUAGUGAACAAAAAAAAAAAAAGGAUUUUCAGAACAAUUUUACAUACGUUUUGAAAAUCCAUUGAUAUACAACUUUGCACAAACUAUAAUUUGGUACACUCUAAUCUGAAUCUGGCAUGGUACAUGGAUUGGGUGGAGUAAAUUCAGCAAUGUCCCUGUGUUGAGGAAAAUUUCUGUUAUGUGACAUGUACACUGUAAGAAAUGAUUGUGUACAUAAGUAGAUUUAAUGAAAAUAAAAUUAGUUAUCUAUA